Messenger RNA from Oryctolagus cuniculus (rabbit), 1011 nucleotides. Lineage: Eukaryota; Metazoa; Chordata; Mammalia; Lagomorpha; Leporidae. The record is from RefSeq and is a predicted model, not a curated record.
AGGCCACAAUCUUCAAUAAACAUAUUCCUCAGUUCUGUGGUGUUCUUGGUCACACAUUUAUGGAGUUUCUGAAGGGCAGUGGAGACUACUGCCAGGCACAGCACGACCUCUAUGCAGACAAGUGAACUGUAGAGAUUCGUUACUACUCCACCAAGAAGCCCCCAUAAAAGUGGUUAACCUGGACACAGAAGUGUUGGAUUGAAAUCCACAGAGCAUUUUUCAGGAGUUCUGACCUGGAUGGGGUAAACCUCAGUGCACUUCCUUUCUAUUGCCUCAGUAUUACCGGAUUGAAGAAUUGCUGCUUCUUGUUAGGAGGUUCAUUUCAUUUCCCAUUACUCCCAACUUCAUACUUAAAGCACUGAGAAUCACAAGUGGAAGAUAGUGAAGUAGACUUCAGUUUCUUUGUGUAAUUUCUGUAUUCAGUUUUUUAAAAUUCUUUCAUAAUCCUAUAAAGUGUUUUUUAAGUAAAUUAACAUGGCCCGAAUGAACCGCCCAGCUCCUGUGGAAGUCACGUACAAGAACAUGAGAUUUCUUAUUACACAUAAUCCAACCAAUGCAACAUUAAACAAAUUUAUUGAGGAACUUAAGAAAUAUGGAGUUACCACGAUAGUAAGAGUAUGUGAAGCAACUUAUGACACUACUCUUGUGGAGAAAGAAGGCAUCCAUGUUCUUGAUUGGCCUUUUGAUGAUGGUGCACCACCGUCCAACCAGAUUGUUGACGACUGGUUAAGUCUUGUAAAAAUUAAGUUUCGUGAAGAACCUGGUUGUUGUAUUGCUGUUCACUGUGUUGCAGGCCUUGGGAGAGCUCCAGUGCUUGUCGCCCUAGCAUUAAUUGAAGGUGGAAUGAAAUAUGAAGAUGCAGUACAGUUCAUAAGACAAAAGCGCCAUGGAGCUUUUAACAGCAAACAACUUUUGUAUUUGGAAAAAUAUUGUCCUAAGAUGUGGCUGCGCUUCAAAGACUCCAAUGGUCAUAGAAACAACUGUUGCAUUCAAUAAAACUGGGGUGCCUAA